Molecule: messenger RNA, 516 nt
Organism: Anthostomella pinea
Lineage: Eukaryota; Fungi; Ascomycota; Sordariomycetes; Xylariales; Xylariaceae
Source: the annotation of a GenBank genome assembly
AUGUGUAGUAUCUGUUACCAGUGUUACCGCGGCGAGGUGCGAAGGGAGGAAUGCCAGCUCAAGAAGGAUGCCGUAAAGAACCAGCUUUGCGAGGAACUUGAUUCGUACUAUGACGACUACAACGGGGACGACGAGAAGAAGCAGAUGAGCGAGGAGCUUGAGUCGUACUAUAACGACUACAACGGGGACGACGAGUACGACACGCGUUCGCAGUCGCAUUCGGAACAGAACUACCGACAAGCUCCCGCGACGGCAAAUGAGAAGAAUCCUGUACGCGACCUCUCAAUUUCGGAGCACAAGGCAGCAUUGAAGGAGCUUGAAGUCCACGAAGCUGAAAAGGAGCGCCGGCAAGUAAAGUAUGAGCAAUCAUAUCACGCAGAGAUUGUAUUUGGUGUGCCCUACCCAGAGUACCUGGCAGCAUUUCAGGAGCUUGAAGUUCACGAGGCUGAAAAGGAGCGCCAGCAAGCAGAGUAUGAGACAAACGACCAACAAACAAAAAGUGAUCAGGUCCUCUGA